This is a messenger RNA of Danaus plexippus (monarch butterfly), 1692 nucleotides long. RefSeq lists its product as uncharacterized. NCBI's taxonomy places the organism in Eukaryota, Metazoa, Arthropoda, Insecta, Lepidoptera, Nymphalidae. The record is from RefSeq and is a predicted model, not a curated record.
UCUACCUCAGUCUUCAGCUGACGCUGGCUCUUGAUGGCCAAAGCAUUUUGCGUUACAUUUAAUUUUUUAUACCAAUAAUAACAAUGACAGAUCGACUCUCAGAAUCACAGGUGUUGCGUCUCGUAGAAGUAUAUCGAGAUUACGAGUGCUUAUGGAAUAUGUGGAGUGAUCUAUAUAAAAAUAGGGAGGCACGGCAAAUCGCAUACAGCGAAAUAUAUAGACGUCUCAAUAUUCCUGGCCUCGAACUAAAAGACAUACCAAAGAAAAUUAAAAAUUUAAGAUCUUCAUACUGUCAAGAAUUAAAAAGGAUGGAAAAGAGUAGCCGACAAGGAAAUACUGGAGAAUUUCUUUAUGAACCAAGAGUUUCCUGGUUCACCCUUGCAGAAAGUUAUUUAAAGCCAUUCAUAAAGAGACAUGAAUUAAUCGCGCCCGAUCCAUCAGUAAUUCCUGCAGGAGAAUUGGCCGCAUAUGGUCACUGCCAGACGACUGUUAAUCAUGGCAGUAAAGAAGAAAUGCUUGUGGAGAGCUUAAUAAGAAAAGAAAUUAAACACGAAGAUGAAUCAGAAGAAGAAUCUUUCAAUGAAGAAAAUACGGGGAAAUCACAAAACGUAGUUCUGAAAACACACGAACACUUAAGUAUAAUGAAAUUUCCUCAGCCUCUUCACCUAGCAAGAACGAGCACAAUAUCAGUCAAGCUAGCCAAAAUUGAAAAAAUUGCUAAAAAUAUCUCAAAAUCUGCUGAAACGUUUACAAAAACUACAGAAGACGAGUUUGACAUCUUCGGUCGCUAUAUAGCUAAGACGCUACGUUCUUUGCCAAAGGAACUAUCAAUUGCUGCAAAAGUAGCAAUUCAAAAAUCUGUAUCAGAUAUUCAAAUAAAGGCAGUUAGAAAAGAUAAGAUUGCAUUAGAAUCACAUGGUUGUUCAUCUACAACAGAAACGGAUGGAUCAAAAUAAUUUUACUGUCACGAAAUAUCCAUUUAUAGACAAAAAAAUAUAUAUUAUAGAAAAAUAUAAUAUUAGUUGUGUUAAAAACUAUGAAGUCGAAGCUUAUAGCUAAUUCUCUUAAAAUUUGUUGUUGUUUUUUCGUAAAUCAAAACGAAACUUAGUUUCAUGGAAUAUUUAAUUACAUAAGUAUCAGAUUAAAACUGUCCUAAAUAAAAUUUUAUGUACUUCUUAUUCCAUAAAACACAAAUUUUAUACAGAAAACAAAAGUAUACGAAGUCGUACUUCAUACAUCAUACGUCACUAUGUACCUUCCUAACUUAAGUAAACUAAGAUUUGCUAUUUCUUUUUCAUAAGGGUUUAUGUAAAUAUGUUUUCUUCCUGAAGCAUUAAAAAUUCAGUUCUCCAAGAAUAACACUUGAGGCUGACGAGCUCUUGACCGGGAUUCCAAUUUCGUUUAUUCGUCUAAGAUAUAUUCUUAUGACUAAGAUCAUAUUUAGAACUUGUAAGGACUGCAUUCAGAUACGUAAUUUUUGUAAUUCAUUGACAUAUUUCCGUUUAAUGAAAAUAAUGUUUAUCUUGUUAUAUAUAUUAAAACAAAUAUACCUUCAUUGUUAAUUAUUUUAAAAUUUUUUCGUUGUUAUUUGUUACCGGAAUUAAGUUUUUUUUUUAAUGUAACCUGCAUAAAAAUUUUAUAAAAUUAUCGUAUUAUAAUACGAAGUUAUCAAUUAUAAUAAUUUGGAACAAU